Thalassophryne amazonica is the source of this 2675-nucleotide messenger RNA. RefSeq names its product atypical chemokine receptor 4b (gene ackr4b). The record is from RefSeq and is a predicted model, not a curated record. Gene Ontology annotation, biological process: immune response; chemotaxis; G protein-coupled receptor signaling pathway. Gene Ontology annotation, cellular component: membrane. Gene Ontology annotation, molecular function: chemokine binding; scavenger receptor activity; chemokine receptor activity. NCBI's taxonomy places the organism in Eukaryota, Metazoa, Chordata, Actinopteri, Batrachoidiformes, Batrachoididae. The transcript is spliced from 2 exons. The coding region runs from base 284 to 1396 and encodes 370 amino acids.
ACAUUUACCGCGUUUACUUCACAUCGUAGAACCUGUAAACAAAAGCAUGUCAUUUUAAUGACCCUUACUCAUCCAUCCGGCUACGUGACAACUGGCAACAGACAGAGAGAGAGAGAGAGAGCUGCGUGGAGAAGAAAGGUAAAGCGACAGCAGUGAAAGAAGUGGGCCGAGCUCUGAGGUCACUUCAUUUCUCCAGAGCGCACGAUCAGUGAACACACAGAACAGGAUUAACUUAUCUCCACUUCACCAACCUCGAAACACCAACACACAAGCGCUGCUUUUAAUGGAGGAAUACGAUUACUACGAGGAUGACUCCAGCUUCAAUGACAGUUACGAUUACAGCGCCGAGCACUCCGUCUGUGACAAAGAGGCUGUUCGCUCUUUUGCAGGCGUCUUCCUCCCGGCCAUCUACACCGUCGCUCUUGUGGUUGGCUUAGCUGGGAACGGCCUGGUAGUUGUAGUCUAUGCCUCGCCCUUACGGCGGCGAACACUGACUGAUGUGUGCAUCUUGAACCUUGCCAUUUCCGACUUGCUGCUGCUGCUCACCCUGCCGUUCUGGGCGGCCGACGCGGUCCAUGGCUGGAUGUUGGGAACAGCAGCCUGCAAAAUGACCUCCUUCCUCUACAGCACCAAUUUCAGCUGUGGCAUGCUGUUCCUGGCGUGCAUCAGCGUGGACCGUUAUUACGCGGUAGCCCAUAACACAACAAGACGAACAUGGACAAGCCCUCAGGUAAGGAGACAGCGGCUUGUGGUGUGUGUCGUCUUGUGGGCUGCAGCUGGUUUCCUUGGCCUUCCUGAACUCGUCUUCUCCAGGACGAAGCAUUCACAUCACAGAAUCAGCUGCACUGCUUUCUAUCCUCCUGACAUGGCCCGACCUGCAAAAGCUGCUCUGGAACUGCUCGAAGUAAUCCUCAGAUUCUUGGUACCGUUCCUCGUCAUGGUAGUGUGCUACUGCUGGGUGGGGCGGGCGCUGACUCGUGCAGAAGGAAUUCGGCGAGACAGAAAGUGGCGCGCCCUGCGGGUGCUGCUGGCUGUGGUGGCUGUGUUCCUGAUCACCCAGCUGCCCUACAACAUGGUCAAGCUGUGCCGAGCACUGGACGUCAUCUACAUCCUCGUGACGGACUGUGACACCAGCAAAGGUCUGGACCACGCCCGCCAAGUGACAGAGAGCUUGGCGCUGAUCCACGCCUGCAUCAACCCCAUUCUCUACACCUUCUUUGGAACUACAUUCAAAGGACAUGUCCUCAAGGCUGCCAAGCAACUCGGGCUGUGGCUCGGGAGACACCCGCAACCCGUCAACGAGGAGCCGGCGGUGGAAAUCGCACUCAACACACACACUCAGAAACACUCGCAGUCUGAUUCAGAAGACCAAGACACCAGCACCUUUACUAUUUAAGACUCUAAACCUUCAUCUAAACACCUCUGUAACUUUUUAUUUACGUAUAUAUUCAUGUACAUAUCUUAAAUUAUCUAUGACUUUAAUAUAAUACAAAAUGGACAUUAAUAACAUUCUCAGCUUUGUAUCAGUGUAAAUACUGUUAGUUUAUAUGCGCUAGGCACAGAGUCUCACCAACCCUGCUCCUGAAGAUCACCUUCUCUGCAUGUUUUCCAUUUGUACCUGCUGCCACCAGCUGAUUAGUCAAACCUGGAGAUUCCUAGCUCUUAAUAUGCUGAGCACACAUGACUUAUUAGACCUCCAGGAGCACCAUUGGUGGCCCCAGUUGUAGAAGAUUCUCUAUGUGGUACUCGAACUUUGAUGCAUGGUGCCAUUACUCAAGAUUUAAGCCAGGUACAGCGAGUACAAAUAAUAACAUGAGUACAGUUCUCGACUCAUGGCAUAAAGAGAACACACUGCAACUUAUGCAAGUAUUUAUUUUAAUCACCAUAUUUUCUGGAGUAUACGUUACAGGUUUUUUGUUCAUUUUUACUAGUUUGGGAAGCCCUGUGACGUAUACACUGGUAUGACUUGUACUCUAGAAAACACAGUAAUUAAAAGGCUUGCAGAGCUCUUUUGAAAUAAAAAAAUUUCAAAAUUAUUAAAUAAGAUCUAUUUGCAUUUUGCACUAAAACCUACCAGAAGCCCAACAAUAUCUGAAUUGUGCAUAGGGUUUGUAUUACUGUGUUAGGUUUUAUAGGACUACAUCUACAACAGUGAGUUCUCCUCAAUUUAUUCCCCUCUGAUCCACUUAAAAUAGCUCACUAAGACCUUAAAUUCAAUGCAGUAUAAACCAUGUUUACCAAUUGCAGCAAUAAUUAGUUUCCUUCUCGUGUGAGAAGCAGGUUUUCUUAAGUAAAUCCUUCUCUGGUCCACUCCCCCACAAAACUGUAUUCACUGGUGAAGCAACAGGCAAAAGCUACACGUGCCCAAAUCACUGCCACAGUAGCCGGUCACUCCUUCACAGUCAUCAAAGGUGUCUUGGUGGCUUUCCUUGAUAAUCUCUGUUAAUCCCCAAAAUGUGAAUCUGUUGCAAAUCGUGAAUUAUCCGCAAACCGUGAAUUACAAAACAUGAAUACUGAAAAAUUAUCUCACGAAACGUGAAAAUCAUUAAUGGAGCAAACUACAAGAACAAGACAUAAAAUGCGUACAUUUUCCAAAAUAUAUUCAACUAAUCAACAACUCAUGCACUUUUUUGUUAAUUUUACUAUUUAUUCUGCCAUGCUAAAGCCACACUUGA